AUGCAUUUCCCUCGGAGCUGCAUCGUCCUCCUUAUCCAGGGGAGAAUCUCUCUGCUGGUGGUCUGUGGCCAAGAAGGACCGGGGAAAACUGCAGAGCAACAUGAACCCGAGACCCAGGAGAGAGCUCAAGUGCAGAAGACCAGAGGGCUACUGCCUCCCAAGUCCUUAUUAACUCCAACCUUGCUGAAGAAUAUGACCCUCCUGGAACUGGUGAUCAGCUCAUGGGAGGUAUGGGACAUCCUGGAAAACCUGUCCAAGCAGGACCACGCUUCACGCCCCAGAGGACAGAGGGACUUGGGGCCAGCCUCAGGCAAGCUGAAGAAAAUUUUUGGCUGGGGAGAUUUCUAUUCCAAUAUUAAGACAGUGAAGUUAAAUCUCUUGAUCACCGGAAAGGUGGUUGAUCACAACAAUGGCACAGUCAAUGUCUUCUUCCGACACAACUCUACUGGGCAAGGGAAAUCUGUCAGCCUCGUCCCUCCCACCAAGGCAGUGGAGUUUGACCUGGAACACCAGAUCUUCAUCGAGGCCAAAGAAUCCAAAAUCUUCAACUGCUGCAUGGAGUACAAGAAGGUGGAUCGUGCCCACGCAACUAUCACAGUGACGUUCCCUACUACCCCUCGGGAUGACAAGCUCUGCCCAGCGCAGGAGGUCCUGAUGAUGAGUGGGUGA
Colius striatus (speckled mousebird) is the source of this 669-nucleotide messenger RNA. RefSeq names its product neurexophilin-3-like. Gene Ontology annotation, molecular function: signaling receptor binding. The record is from RefSeq and is a predicted model, not a curated record. Lineage: Eukaryota; Metazoa; Chordata; Aves; Coliiformes; Coliidae.